AUAUGGGAUUGAAACUACACAUUGGGCCACUGGUAUUCACGGGGUUAGGAAACACAACCAUCCAUGAAUAGCAAAAAUGUACAUUUCAUUAUGACAUCAAAUACUGAAAAGUGUUGGAAAGGUAGCAAUCUGAAAUCGUCUCAGUAGGGCAGUGUUGGUACACACUUGUUAUUCUUCAUGUAAGCAGAAAAGCUUGUGAGUUGCUUUUUAUUUGUGUACAAUGUUACAUCUGUGUUUUGUGCGCUCCUGCGGACACGCAUGCAAAACAAAAAUCAAAUGCACAAACACUAACACACACAGAUCUCUGCAAGCUGAAUGAAACAUUUCUGACCAUGUUGGUGUUGGUACAAAACAAACAAACAAAAAAUCUUUUUCCGAGCGUUGAAUUCCCAGCCAAACACUUAGGGCAUGAAGUAUUUCCCAGUUGCAUUUUUGCAGCUUGUUCUUCGUGUUUUGUCUUUUCACUGCAGCAAGGAAAAGCAAAAACCCCUCCUCCUAUUACAACGUUAGCAUGGGCAGGUCUGAAACACAAUGUACAUUGAUCCUCUGCACAGAAUGCGUGGGAGCGACACAAGGACAUGUCUGAGAUGACGAGAGACUCUGAGAAAGUGUCGGACAAAAAGGGAUCAUUAGAAAAGGUGAAAAGUUCUAACAGCAUCUCACAAAAGUCCAAAGGGAAUUCCAGCCAAGAUAACCAGAGCAUUUCUAGUCGAGAGGAGCGUGAUGAUCUGGUGCGCUCCUCCAGCCACACCACCUCCAACAAAGCUCAGAUUCUGGCCAUGCCGCAGUUCGGCCUGCGCGACAAUCUCAUCAAGUGUGAGCUGCUGAAAAGUGAGGACUCGUACACCUAUCUGGAGAAUUUCAGAUUCUUUCUUGGCACAUACAAUGUGAACGGUCAGACACCAAAGGAGAGCCUUCGUCCAUGGCUGAGCUGCACUCCCGAACCUCCUGACAUUUACUGCUUGGGUUUUCAGGAGCUAGAUCUCAGCAAAGAGGCUUUCUUCUUUAGUGACACCCCCAAGGAGCUGGAGUGGAUGAAGGCCGUGUUUGAGGCUUUGCAUGAAGAAGCUAAUUAUGCCUUGGUGAAGUUGAUCCGUUUGGUGGGCAUCAUGCUGAUCUUCUACGUGAAGAAGGAGCAUGCAGAAUUCAUCUCUGAUGUGGAGGCAGAGACUGUGGGCACAGGCAUAAUGGGAAGGAUGGGAAACAAAGGGGCUGUUGCGAUCCGUUUUCGCUUCCACAACUCUGACAUCUGCGUAGUCAACUCUCACCUGGCUGCGCACGUCGAAGAGUACGAAAGACGUAAUCAGGACUUCAAGGACAUUUGCAGUCGUCUCCAGUUUCGGCAGCUCGAUCCUACGCAGCCUCCACUCACCAUCUUGAAGCACAAUGUUGUUUUGUGGAUCGGGGACCUCAACUACAGAAUCAGCGAUCUGGACGUCGACAGGGUGAAGGAUCUAAUCGCCAAGAAUGAUUAUGAGACUCUUCACUCUUAUGAUCAGCUCAAGAGGCAGAUCGAUGUGGAAGCGGUGUUUGUCGGCUUUAAGGAAGGAGAAAUUGAUUUCCAGCCCACCUACAAAUAUGACACCGGCUCUGACAAAUGGGAUACGAGUGAAAAAUGCCGCAUCCCUGCAUGGUGUGACCGUAUCUUAUGGAAAGGGAAGAACAUUCAGCAGGAGCAUUACAAGAGCCAUAUGGAUGUAAGGACCAGUGACCACAAACCUGUCAGCUCUUUGCUCGUCAUCGGGAUCAAGAGAGUAAAUCCUGACGCUUAUAAGAAGACCUUUGAAGAGAUUGUGCGCAAUAUCGACAAAAUGGAGAAUGAAUGUAUUCCAUCUUUAAGCUUGUCCAAGCGAGAGUUCCACUUCAAGGAUGUGAAGUUCAUGCAACACCACGCCGAGACCCUGAACCUUUUCAAUGACGGGCAGGUCCCAUGUCAGUUUGAAUUCAUCCAGAAGCCGAAUGAAUCCACGUACUCCAAGCCCUGGCUCACAGCCAACCCAUCCAAAGGCUUCAUUGCACAAGGCGCUUCUAUGGACGUUGACCUGGAGGUCUUUGUGAACCGCUCAAUGGCACCAGAUCUAAACUGCGGCAAGCAGGAGAUCGAAGAUAUUCUGGUACUUCAUUUGGAGCGAGGCAAGGACUACUUCAUCUCCGUAACAGGGAACUAUUUGCCAAGCUGCUACGGUACUUCUAUCUAUUCACUGUGUCACAUGAAAGAACCCAUUCAAGACAUGCCGAAAGAGACCCUUCUUGAGCUGGCGGAAAAGUCUCUAAACGAUGAUGCAGCAACCGAUGAAAAGCCUCUUGACAUUCCUAAAGAGCUCUGGAUGAUGGUGGAUCACUUAUUUCGCAAUGCUGUCAAUCAGGAAGACAUAUUUCAGCAACCUGGACUUCGGACUGAAUUUGCUGAAAUAAGAGAUUGUCUUGAUUCAGGGAUGCCGGAUUCUCUUCCGGGUAGCAACCAUUCAGUGGCAGAAGCCCUUCUUCUCUUCCUGGAUGCCCUCCCAGAGCCUGUGAUUCCCUUUUCUUUUUAUCAGCAGUGCCUUGAAUGCAGCUCCAGUGCAGGCCAGUGUGAGAAAAUUAUUUCCAUGCUACCUCCGUUCCAUAAGAAUGUGUUCAACUAUUUAGCAGCCUUUCUCCGUGAGCUCUUAAAGAAUUCUGCAAACAAUCGAUUAGAAGUUGACAUUUUGGCCACUAUUUUUGCCUCCUUGCUCCUGAGAUCGGCUAAGAAGCAGGAUCUUGCAGAAAAGAAGAAAACACAGGAGUUCUUUCAGCAUUUCCUAACCCAACAUUCCUCUUAGGCACAACACGUCUAUUUUGCUGAAGUGGAACACUAAAAACAGUACAGUAUUUGAAACAAACUGUAGGAAUUUGUUUUGCCACAUUUAUGUACAGCAAAGUAGUGUAUUUACGUUAAAGAAAUUAUGAUUGUAAUUUGAGUAUGUUUUGUGAUCCAAUUAUCACUGAUUAUUGUAGAUCUGUAGAAGCCUAAAAGUUUUAAAUGUAUAUUUUAUUUAAAGAAAAACUUGUAUUUUAAUGUCUUUGUAUAUAAAACUGUUUAAAAA
Messenger RNA from Poecilia latipinna (sailfin molly), 3065 nucleotides. RefSeq names its product inositol polyphosphate-5-phosphatase B (gene inpp5b). Gene Ontology annotation, biological process: signal transduction; phosphatidylinositol dephosphorylation. Lineage: Eukaryota; Metazoa; Chordata; Actinopteri; Cyprinodontiformes; Poeciliidae. Gene Ontology annotation, cellular component: membrane; cytosol. The transcript is spliced from 18 exons. Gene Ontology annotation, molecular function: inositol-1,4,5-trisphosphate 5-phosphatase activity; phosphatidylinositol-4,5-bisphosphate 5-phosphatase activity. The coding region runs from base 579 to 2801 and encodes 740 amino acids. The record is from RefSeq and is a predicted model, not a curated record.